AUGUCAUUCACACAACAACAACAACAACAAGCACAAUUUCAAGCAAAGAAAGUUAGAUAUGGACCACCGUCUCACAUUAAAAGAAGAGUUUAUCAUCCUACUCUAGAAGCUUUGGAAUCUCAAGGUAAUAAACUUCUAAUUGAUGAAUAUUACCAAGAUGUAACAUCCACAUUAUCAGAUUUGGAAAGUAAAAGUUCUGUUAACCCAGCUAUGAUUGAUUUACAACCAGAAAUUCAAUGGUUUAUGAGACCAUUCUUGUUGGAUUUCUUGAUUGAAUUACAUUCGUCUUUCAGAUUACAACCAACCACUUUGUUUUUAUGUCUUAACAUUAUUGAUAGAUAUUGUGCCAAAAGAAUUGUUUUUAAACGUCACUAUCAAUUGGUAGGUUGUACUGCCUUAUGGAUUGCUGGUAAAUAUGAAGACAAAAAACUGAGAGUUCCUACUUUGAAAGAAUUAACAAUCAUGUGUCGAAAUGCUUACGACGAAGAAAUGUUUGUUCAAAUGGAAAUGCACAUCUUGAGUACUCUUGAAUGGUCUAUUUCUCAUCCAACUUUAGAAGAUUGCUUACAAUUGGCUAUUAAUGCUUCCAAACUUUCUCAACCUUCUAUCCCAUCCAGUUCUCCAUAUCAUCAAGAAGAAGCUGAUAAGAAUAAAUCAGUCGUCUCUGCUGUUACUGCUGUAGGUAGAUUUUUGUGUGAAUUAUCCCUUUACGAUAAGUUUUUUUUAUCUGUUCCAACUUCACUAAUUGCUAUCACUUGUAACUUGUUGGCUUGUUCAAUGCUUCAAAUUCCAAAUGCCUCCAUUGCUUUAAAAGACUUGUUGGAAGAAACUAUUUUGAAACCAAAAAGAGAACAACUUCAACAACAAAGAUCCCAAAAGAAAGCACAAACCAUGGUUCCUUCUCAUCCUAUUCUCAAUCCAAGCACAAAUACCAUGUACAAUAAUAAUAACGAAAGCAACUAUAGCCAUCAACAAAUGGGUGUUAGACAUUCCAGUAUUGAUGAUGACAUUGACUUGGAUUAUGAUGAAGAACAAGAUGACGAUUAUAUUGAUGACUUUUAUGAAAUGGACCAAGAUGAAGAAGAAGCAGAAGACUACAGUCCUAAUGAUACUAAUGACACUACCUUUGAUGAAGAAUUGGAAAACAAGCCACCAAAAGUCCACGGGGCAUUCUUAAGUGGAUUGGAUGAAAAUUCCCUUUUAACUAUUAAAAAAAUUGCUUUGGUUUUAAUUAUUCAAUUAAGUAAAGUUACUGAAGUUUUGUCCAAAAAGUAUGAAAACUUGGGUGUUAUUCAAGUUAUUAAUAAUUUCCAUUCAAACUACAAAUUCGUAAUUCAAUCAAUUUAUGAAAAACAAGAAGAUAUUAUUAAUAAUAUUGAUGAUGUUGAAAGCACAUUGAUUCAAUCAACAGAAUUGUUACUACAAUUUCCAAAACUUGAUGACGACUUGACUGAAGAUGAACUCACUGAAGAUGAAGAAGACAUAGAUUCCGAAUACGAUCAUUUAUCAUUUAGAACUCCUAAAUCACCACAUCCAUUUUCCUCAUCAUCUUUAAGUCUAGUGGAUGGUCAAACUGUAGCACCAGUUACUCCACCAUCAGCAACUUCACAAUACUCGGUAUUUUCAAAUAAAAGAUCAUCAUCAAGUAGAGUCAAUUCUGCAUGCAACACUCCAACCCAUAUUUCCAUCAGUUCAUUUGCUCCUCCACAACCACCACCAGGAUCUGUCUUGAGAACCAAAUCAAAAAUUAGAAAACAUAGUGGUAAUCACAACUAUAAACGAGAUAGCAAAUAUGACCCACAUCAAUUUUCCCCUAUUAAACCAACAAGUACAAAUAGUUCAGUAAUUGGUGGUGGUUCAUCACCUUUAAUGCAUCAACAACAUUUCUGA
This is a messenger RNA of Candida tropicalis MYA-3404, 1890 nucleotides long. RefSeq names its product Ccn1p (gene CCN1). Gene Ontology annotation, cellular component: cytoplasm; nucleus; cyclin-dependent protein kinase holoenzyme complex. Lineage: Eukaryota; Fungi; Ascomycota; Pichiomycetes; Serinales; Debaryomycetaceae. The transcript has a single exon. The coding region runs from base 1 to 1890 and encodes 629 amino acids. Gene Ontology annotation, molecular function: cyclin-dependent protein serine/threonine kinase regulator activity. The record is from RefSeq and is a predicted model, not a curated record. Gene Ontology annotation, biological process: mitotic cell cycle phase transition; regulation of G1/S transition of mitotic cell cycle; regulation of cyclin-dependent protein serine/threonine kinase activity.